AUGGCUCACUGUCAGUUACGUGGACCGCUCAUUGGACCUCUUCGAGAGCGUCGACGGUCUGAGCUUUCACAGAAACAUCCCGUAUGGGAGCAAGCACGCAAGUUUCAGCAUGGCGUCAUGACGACACAGCAGGAAGUCCGCCGUAAUCCCGGCAUUCCUAGGAAGCUCGCCGAUCAGUUGUGUCAGACACUCAUUGCCUCUGCCCAAGAUAUGAACAACGCCAUCCGUGAGACGGUUGAUGAUGCUUCGGAGCUGCGCAUCCAACUGGAGGACGCCAACAUGGCCAUCAUGAGUCUCAAGAUCCAGGAGACCGCUUCCAAGUUUGACGUCUCUGAGGCACACAAGCAAAUCAAGGAGAACGUCUCCAAAAUUGAAGAUGCUGAAAACCGUCUAGCUAAGUACCAUGCUGAUGCCGAGAAAGAUCGGAACGAGCUGCGCGAGGCCCUCGCUCGGCUCAAUGGGGCCAAUGAUGAGGAGCAGAAAAGAGAGCUCACUAAUGCUCUUCUGAAGAUGCUUCAAACACAGCUUAGCAUCCGACACUCCAUCUCGCCUAAGCCCACAAAGUCCGAGGCGACUUCCAUUGAACAAGCUCUGACGGCUUUUCAUAAAGCCCAGUUGCAGGAGUCGGACGAGAGUCAAGCCGACGAGUUCGCUGGUCGUUUGGAAGAUCUGUCGACUCGCGAAUAUCUCCACAAAGAUGUUAGCAGCAAGCCUUGCGAUGAUGGAGGUAUGCAGCUGCUCUCGCAUUCUCAUGUUUACGGCAGUGAACCUGUGGGCUUCCUGUCUCAGCACUCUUUCCGUGGUGUUGCUCAGACUAGCACGCGUAGUACUUCCGGCAAGGAUACUCAGAGCGCCUCCAGUCAGGGACGCAUGCCUUGGCCGCACACUCCCAGCCAGCGUAUGCUCAAUAGCCCUGGAAUGGGUGACGACGUUUUUCGACCAUCUACCCCCCAGACCCCGGAUGCCUCCCACCAAAAUGGCCAUGGUGGAGCUCUUGGCAGAAACGACAGCUUUGGCGGACCGAGCAGGGUCAACACUGCGGCGGGUAUGCGCAGCCGACCUCCCGUCAGCAUGAACAUGGGCUUCGGUCAACCACGCGGCCCUGGUCCUAGAUCUGGCCCUCACAAUUUCCGGCCUAAGGCACCGGAGUUCCAACCCGUCGAUGGGAACUUUAGGGUGAACACCAACGGUUUUGAAGGUGUCAGGAACAUUGACCAGAUCGCGAACACGUCCUAUGGCCAGCCACAAAUGCCUGAACAGACGCAGGUGUCAUACCCUCGUCCACAGGGUGGUCCUCAGGCCAUGUACAACCAUCAAAUGUACUAUGACGGCCUCGACCACAACAACACUUUCGCCUACGAAGGUCCGAAGCGUCCACAGUUUGGCCCCACUCACUAUGACAGUCAAGCUGUGGUCCAUCGCUCCCAGCCUAUCAUCCCCGUCGGCCAGACAUAUGGCGGAUUGGAUGACGAUUUAAGCCGCUUCGAGGCCGCCUUCCGUGAGCUCUUUGGUAUUUCUCGCGGCUUCAUCGGCACUUGGGUUGGAACCAACGUCGAGAUGCACCGACAGGCACCCAUCAUGCAGUAUCUGCCCAAGGUCUAUACAGGCUUUACUGAACAGCAAGCUUGGUCCUACAUUCGCCAGCAUCUCAAUGAUGGACUUUCCCGCUCCUGUCUUUUUGCUCGGGUCAUGGUCGAUUUCAUUGUUCAGAGGAUCCUUGUUCCCAGUGCUUGGCAGGGGUUCGAUUUCCAGAACGACCGCCGCAUUCAGCAGCUGGAAGAAGAGCUUGCACGUGGUCCGAUCGUCACCCCAAGCGCUCGCAGCGAGUACAACAGAGCCGUCUCGGAGAUCAUCAACUCCAUCGUGAACAGUGAGAGAUACGAGCACUAUCGUGAGGGCCGCAUCGAAUACUUCGCUGCUGAACUCGAGAAUAUGCUCAGCCCCCUCAUCACCCCCUACGCCAACUUGGCCGAAGCAAAGAGUGAUCUACGCUCUAUGGUUGGUAAAGCUUGGUCACUUUCGGCCAAGACCCUCACGUCCCGCAUGACCUUCGAGUACCGCUUCCCCGAGGCUGGGUCUCGCUUCUCGAUGCAGAGCAUGAUUGCUGUUGCCCCUAACAUCGAUGGGUACACUCUUCAGGCUGAACACUGGCGUAUACAGCUCGUGGUCACCCCUGUGAUUACGGUCCGUAACGACAGCGGCAAUACGCUCUCGGUCCAUGUGACCAAUUUGGCCGAGGUUCUCCUCAUGAAGUGA
Sodiomyces alkalinus F11 is the source of this 2256-nucleotide messenger RNA. RefSeq lists its product as hypothetical. The coding region runs from base 1 to 2256 and encodes 751 amino acids. The record is from RefSeq and is a predicted model, not a curated record. NCBI's taxonomy places the organism in Eukaryota, Fungi, Ascomycota, Sordariomycetes, Glomerellales, Plectosphaerellaceae. The transcript is spliced from 4 exons.